AUGGCGGCCUCGGAGACCUCCAAUGGCACAUCCUUGAGGCAUGCUUUUGGAAAUGUCCUCUCCUUCUUCAUCCUCAUCCUGAUCGGUGUUCUCGCAUUUUCGAUCCGUCUCUUCUCUGUCAUAAAAUACGAGAGUGUAAUUCACGAGUUUGAUCCUUAUUUCAAUUACAGAGUCACUCAGUUUCUGACAAAGAAUGGAAUAUACGAUUUUUGGAACUGGUUUGAUGAUCGAACCUGGUAUCCUCUUGGUCGUGUGAUUGGUGGAACUGUUUACCCUGGAUUGACCUUGACAGCAGGAACCCUAUGGUGGUUGUUGAAUUCAUUAAACAUUCCUCUUUCUGUGGAAACUAUUUGUGUAUUUACUGCGCCUAUAUUCUCUGCUUUCACAUCAUGGGCAACUUACCUUCUGACUCGGGAAGUUAAGGGUGCUGGUGCUGGACUAACAGCUGCAGCUCUUAUAGCCAUGGUCCCAUCAUAUAUUUCUCGCUCAGUGGCUGGAAGCUAUGACAAUGAAGCCGUGGCUAUUUUUGCUUUGAUCUUCACUUUCUAUCUUUAUAUAAAGACACUGAAUACAGGAUCCCUCUUUUAUGCAACUCUUAAUGCCAUAGCAUACUUUUACAUGGUUUGCUCUUGGGGAGGCUACACAUUUAUUAUUAACCUUAUUCCAAUGCAUGUGCUUCUCUGCAUUGUAACGGGUCGCUACUCUUCUCGUCUAUACAUUGCAUAUGCUCCUCUUGUUGUGUUGGGAACAUUGUUAGCUGCUUUGGUGCCGGUAGUUGGAUUUAAUGCUGUCAUGACAUCAGAACAUUUUGCAUCCUUCUUGGUUUUUAUUAUUAUACAUGUGGUCGCUUUUGUGUACUAUAUCAAAGGGAUUCUCUCUCCAAAAAUGUUCAAAGUGGCUGUUACGCUUGUUCUAUCCAUUGGCCUGAUAGUAUGUAUUGCUGUGAUAGCAGUACUUGUAGCUUUGGUGGCAUCAAGCCCAACAAAGGGAUGGAGUGGGCGAAGCCUUAGUCUACUUGAUCCAACUUAUGCAAGCAAGUACAUACCGAUUAUUGCUAGUGUUAGUGAGCAUCAACCUCCUACUUGGCCCUCUUACUUCAUGGACAUUAAUGUGUUGGCAUUCUUGGUUCCAGCUGGCAUUAUUGCUUGCUUUUCACCCUUAUCAGAUGCAAGCUCCUUUGUGAUCCUUUACAUUGUAACUUCAGUAUAUUUCUCUGGAGUCAUGGUGCGGCUUAUGCUAGUACUUGCUCCAGCAGCCUGCAUCAUGUCUGGGAUUGCUCUUUCUGAAGCUUUUGAUGUUUUCACACGAUCAAUCAAGUUUCAGUUACCUGGUUUACCAGGAUUUUCUGAAGUUGAUGCUGGGGAUACCAGUUCUGAGAGCACUGUACCGCAGACUGAAGUGCCAAAGACAGAUAAAAGUGGAGACACAUUGAAGGAGAGACCCUCAAGAAAGAACAGGAAGAAGGAAAAGGAACCAGUUGAAAAGCCUUCCAUUAAAUCUCAAAUUGAAAAGAGACUUCUGGUUUUACCAUUUGAGGGAUCUGUUCUUGCUAUUUUUCUACUUGUGUUGCUUGGAGCCUUCUAUGUGGUUCAUUGUGUCUGGGCAGCAGCUGAAGCUUAUUCUGCCCCAUCUAUUGUUCUAACAUCUUAUUCAAAUGAUGGUCUCCAUGUUUUUGAUGAUUUUAGAGAGGCUUAUGCAUGGUUAAGCCACAACACUGAGGUGGAUGAUAAAGUUGCAUCUUGGUGGGAUUAUGGGUACCAAACUACUGCCAUGGCUAACCGUACUGUCAUUGUUGACAAUAAUACAUGGAACAACACACAUAUUGCAACUGUCGGUACUGCCAUGUCUUCUCCGGAAAAGGCGGCUUGGGAAAUUUUUAACUCGUUGGACGUAAAAUAUGUUCUUGUUGUUUUUGGAGGUCUUGUUGGCUACCCCAGUGAUGAUAUUAAUAAGUUCCUGUGGAUGGUCCGUAUCGGAGGGGGUGUAUUCCCUCAUAUCAAGGAACCCGAUUACUUGAGGGAUGGGCAGUAUCGGAUUGACUCUCAGGCCACCCCAACCAAUUCUCAAUUACUCAUCAAAUGUACAAACUUCUUACUUAUUACAGGUUUGUGGACACCGAUGGUAUUCACAACCCACCAUUGGAUGGUUCGGAUUUACAAACUAAAACCACCAAGGAACAGGAUCCGCGGAAAGACAAAGAAGUCAAAAUCGAAAUCAAGUUCAUCAAGUAGCAGCACAAAAAGAAGUAGCACACGAAAGAAUCCUUGGCACUGA
Prunus armeniaca (apricot) is the source of this 2274-nucleotide messenger RNA. The record is from the annotation of a GenBank genome assembly. Lineage: Eukaryota; Viridiplantae; Streptophyta; Magnoliopsida; Rosales; Rosaceae.